Molecule: messenger RNA, 1821 nt
Organism: Saccoglossus kowalevskii
Lineage: Eukaryota; Metazoa; Hemichordata; Enteropneusta; Harrimaniidae
Product: potassium voltage-gated channel protein Shaw-like
Biological process (GO): action potential; protein homooligomerization; potassium ion transmembrane transport
Cellular component (GO): postsynaptic membrane; voltage-gated potassium channel complex; presynaptic membrane
Molecular function (GO): protein binding; delayed rectifier potassium channel activity
Source: RefSeq, a predicted model, not a curated record
AUGAGUGCGUCCUCAAGCAGACAUAAUGUUGAACAUGGCCCUCCUUCAGGGGUCAGUAGCAAUACGGACGGAACUGAACAGGUCUCCGUACCGAAAAGGCACGACAAUAAAAUUUACAUCAAUGUUGGUGGAGUCAAACAUGAAACUUACAAAUCGACGCUGCGGAACAUCCCCGACACCAGACUGUCUUGGUUAACACAGACUACCGCCAAUAACGCCGAUUAUGACCCGGUAACCAAAGAAUUCUUUUUUGACCGUCACCCGGGAGUGUUUUUGGCGAUUCUUAACUAUUACCGGACAGGUAAACUUCAUUGUCCCAACGAUGUGUGUGGUCCUCUUUUCGAAGAAGAGCUCCAGUUUUGGGGGAUUGACGAGAAACAGAUCGAACCGUGCUGCUGGUCGACUUACACGCAACACAGGGACGCGCAAGAGACGCUAGCGAAGCUGAACGGACCGGAUUGGGAGGAGAAUGACUUGGAGGAAGAUGAGGAGGACGUUGCUAAGCGAUUUGGAAUCGAGGAAUCGGGAGGUUUCGAGAAAGAUACGUGGUGGGAACGAUGGCAGCCCAGAAUGUGGACUUUGUUAGAGGAGCCCUACUCUAAUUUGUUAAAACGCCUUUUGGCAGUGAUAUCCUUGAUGUUCGUUUGUGUUUCCAUAACAACGUUUUGCCUGGAAACGGUCAGUGAUUUACAAGAGCCGGUUUACUCAGAAAAUGCAGAAACGAAUACCACUGAGAUAAUAGACUAUAAACCAAGGGACGAACUAUUUUACAUCGAAGCCGUCUGUGUUACCUUCUUCACCGUUGAGAUUAUAGUUCGGUUUAUAUUUUCACCAAGUAAACUGGACUUCUAUAAAACUGCACAGAAUAUUAUCGAUUUUCUGGCUAUCGUACCGUUUUAUGUGGACGCCAUAUGUAAGAUUGCUAACGUCAAUGUGAGCGGCACGGCUAAUGAUAUCCUAAGCUUUGCGAGAAUCGUCAGGAUAUUUCGUAUCGGUAAGCUCACGAGACAUUUCAGCGGAUUGAAAAUUCUUGUGCAUACAAUCAGGGCCAGCGCUAAAGAACUACUACUCCUUAUCAUAUUCUUGGGGUUAGGAGUUCUCGUCUUUGCCAGUUUGGAAUAUUACGCCGAGAAGUGGUUAGCCGAGGAGGGUCAAACGAACGAUUUCACGGACAUACCAAUCGGUUUCUGGUGGGCGGUCGUCACCAUGACGACAGUUGGUUACGGAGACAUGGUUCCGCGCACGCCAUCGGGGAUGCUUGUUGGCGCAAUAGCGGGUGUCUUCGGUGUGUUGACAAUUGCUCUUCCGGUUCCGGUUAUCGUGAAUAACUUUGCCUUAUACUACACACACGCUCAAGCAAGAGCAAAACUUCCGAAGAAGAGGAAAAGAGUUUUGGUUGGAGCGGCAGAUGCCUUAAAAACGCAAGGACAGACUUUUAGUAGCAUUAGUGGCUAUUCAACACAGUCCACAAACGAGGCAGAAGCAAUACAUGACAGUGUAAGCGAAAGUAGUGAGGACAGCGGAGUCAAAACGAGAAACCCUAAAACCGCCAACGGUCAAUCGACGGGAAUUAGCGUAACAUUCACAGAUGAAGUAACAGAUAGUCCCAAAACUACAAGAAAGAAAUCACCUAAUACUGGCAAGCGAGGUACUGGACGACGGGAAAGUUUCGUUCCUAAUGGACUCGGGGUAGGAAGACGAGAAAGUUUCAGACCAAAUGGUAGUAUUGCAGGACGAAGUAAGUCUCUUCAUGGACCUAGCAAAGGACCACCAGCAAGAAGGAGGUCUCUACUGCCCUCUAUGACAGAAAUCGAUGUAUAA